This is a messenger RNA of Tigriopus californicus, 5187 nucleotides long. RefSeq names its product sterol regulatory element-binding protein cleavage-activating protein-like (gene SCAP). Gene Ontology annotation, biological process: SREBP signaling pathway. Gene Ontology annotation, cellular component: endoplasmic reticulum membrane; Golgi membrane. NCBI's taxonomy places the organism in Eukaryota, Metazoa, Arthropoda, Copepoda, Harpacticoida, Harpacticidae. Gene Ontology annotation, molecular function: sterol binding; protein binding. The record is from RefSeq and is a predicted model, not a curated record.
UUUGGGCCCACCUCGCUCCGUCCGUCAUCAUUGAGUCCUGGCCUCCUGCUUGGCCUCUGCUUGAACGGAGGGACGGAUGAAUCAAUACAGCAUGAAUGGACAACAGAUCGAUGGCCGCCAGCCAGGACCGCACAAACAUCGACAAGUGCGUAAUUGAUACAGCCGGACUGCGGACCGCGGACUGGAGUGUUGCGUCAUCCGCUUAUCAGCGUCAUCAGCUUGGAGUCUUGGGCUCUCGGGGUCUCGGGGACUGAUCUGACUGAUCUGACCGGAGAGCCACGCCAAGCCGGGCGAGCGCUGACGGGCGGGUCCGAGUGAGAAACCCUGGCGUACCCUGGGGUCCAAAGUCCAGGUCUAGGUCAUACUCCAGGACCCAACAGCUCAGUGAUUGAAAGGUCCGGCGGCCUGGGGCGGGCCAGUCCUCGUCUGGGGGGGGCUCUGGUCCUGCCUGUGGACCAUGCCAUGGGCCCGAGUGACUUUGGGCAGGGGAGGAGUGAAGCUGACAGUGGGGCACGUUUCAAUGUAAGACAGUGUGGCCUUUGGGCGAAGAUGGGCGGUCAAAGUCCAACCCGGCGCGCGUUUUCGGACUGGCCUCCCAGGCCCUUGGAUUAUUAGUGCCAUUCGACGCAUCCAUCCCGCCAGAAGAGACAUACGUAAGUACGGAGGGUCGGACGGCCGGACGGACAUAGGCCGGGCCGGUCGCUGUUUCGAUCCAGGAAGGAGAGAUGAGUCGGGCCAGCCUGACGUAGACCAGAAUAAACACGGAUCACCCCGACCACCUUAGCCACCCCAGCCAUCACGGGCAACGUUGACGCAUUCAGGCAUUGGACCUUGGAAACUGGGAAGCCGUGCUCCACUACGUCCCACGUGGGAGUGACCCAGUGAGGGCGGGCAUGAGUGAGUAGGGCGGCGCCUUUUGAGACCCUCGCUCCCAUGCCACACGCUUGAUUCAGCAUGGUCAGCCCCACCUCCCGAUCUUCUGCCGGACAGCCUCGAGCUCGACCAAGGCCGGAUAUCCCGGAUUGGGUGGCUCAACAAUACUAUCGGCAUGGCCUGUUUUGUGCGUCCCACCCCAAAGUGGUCUUACUCUUCACGGCCUUAGGUAUGGCUUGGACUUGUUACCCGCUGCUCUCUUUGCAACAACUCACCUCGGGUCAGAUUCAACGCUACAUUCAGCCCGCCAAUGGCUCCACCGCCGAACCCAGUCCAUCCGCCGGGCCCCCACCCGCUUGGUGGUUGGGCUCGCGCCCCGUGGCCUACCUCCUGCAAGUUCAAAUGAAGGCCAUGGUGCACCCGUAUCCGGCCGCAGAUCUGGUGCGAACCGACGCCUUCCGGGGGCCGCUGGCUUCGGCUUUCAAGUUGCAACUCGAAGAUUUGGGACCGUACCGGACGCCCGACGGCAAAUCUUUGGAAGAUGAGUGUCUCCGGACGGACGGCUUGUCGACCCGAUAUAAAAGCAGCAGUGCCGUGAAUGUCUUACCCGAGUACGGUUGUCUGGCCAUAUCCCCAGCUAAUGUCUGGCGCAAGGAUCCGUCGGCCUUUCAGAUGGAUGCUAAUAUCGUGGCGACCGUAUUUAACUAUCAAAGGUCCCGCGAAGGCCAUAGCAGCUUGGCUGACCUCAUGUUUGGCAUGCGACAACGAGACACGGGAUUGACUCAAUACCCCAUGCGCAAUCGCCAACGGGUCUUGACCUAUGCUGUCACUUUGGCGCUCAAAAACUACGAUUCCAAAUUUGUGCAAUCCCUCCGAUCUCAUCUCCAAGAUCUCUAUCCGCUCCACGCGGAAAAUAACUCACAAUUUGUGUCCGACGAAUUGGUACAUGUUUACUAUCCAUCCCGCUCGUAUUACACGGAACUGCUUCCGUUUUGCCUCGUAUUGCUGCUCUUGUUUCUUUACGUCUACUUUUCGUGCAACAAGAUCGAGCUCGUCCGAUCCAAGAUGGGCAUUGCUUUUGCUGCCGUUUGUACCGUGGUGGGGGCCAUUCUCAUGGCCUUAGGGCUGUCCGGAUUGAGCUUGAACAUGAGUAGUGUCAUGUGCGUGAUCCCAUACCUAGUGGCAUUCAUUAGCUUGGAGAACAUCAUGGUGCUCACCCGAAGUGUUUCCUCUACGCCGCCCCAUUUGGACGUCAAGAUUCGUGUGGCCCAAGGACUCAGUCGCGAGGGCUGGAACAUUACGAAGAACUUGUUUGCCGAGAUCACAAUACUUACCUUGGGCUUUUUCAUUGGCAUCAUGGACCCUUCGAUCCAAGAGUUUUCCCUACUCGCCGUCAUGGGAUUGUUAUCAGAUUUCUUCCUGCAAACAUUCUUCUUCACCACCGUGCUGAGUAUGGAUAUGAGCUUCCUCGAAUUGCGAGAUGUGAUUCAAAAGCCCAACUACAAACGACAAGAGAUCUUUCGUCAUCCGGUCUCCGGACCCGGAUUGAUUAAGAAGUCUGUGGAUCACGACACGAAUGUAGUGGCUCCCCAAUGUAGCACCCUCGUGCCCAAUGUCGAGUCCAAAAGGGUGCGAUUCAUCAAUUUUUGGGCCAAGCGACGAAUUGUUCAGAGGCUCUUUGUGAUUGGCAUGAUCGUUUGGAUCUCGUUGUUUGUGUAUCAGUCCGAUCUCCUGGAUAAGCUGUUCCAAUCCACACAACAACCCGAUCUUCCCGAUGACAACGACAGCGAGAUCAUAACCCAGCGUUACCGCCCGGAAGACAUUCAAGAGCCCACUCAGCAUGAUAUCAAAUGGAACAUAUCUGAGACAUACCCUGGCAUAGACUCUUUGGCUCUAUCAAAGAUGAUCUCAUCCCCGGGAGCGCAGCCGCCGAACCAAAACUUGAACCCAAAGUCGACGGAAACACUGAACCGACUUCAGUAUGGCCCCGCCGAGACAUGGAAGAAAUUACCGCCCUCCCAUUGGUCCAUGUUGUUUGGACUGUAUAAUAUGAGUCUAUUUGGUGAAUAUGUGACAUUCUUGCCACCGAUCCGACUCUCCUUAGCCAUCAGUCCGGAGAGUGCCAGUCAAUUAAGACACCCGGAGGAGCUUCAAGUCCAUUCCAUGUCCAGUGAGGCGUUAGAUUUCCAUGACAAGAUUUUGCUCGAACAAGAUGUGGAUGAUUUUGACGGUAUUCGUUUGGACCAGAAAGAGCAUGUGGCUGCAGAUGGCUACUCAGAACUGAGUCCAUUUGUCCCCACCUCGCCGGGAGAGCUGUUCCUGGCCUUUGUAUUCGCGUUCCCAUCCAUGUUGUUCCUUGUCUAUGUCAUGAUUGUGUUCUACCGUUGUGUUUGCUCUCGUAAUUACGCAGAAUGGAGGAGCUCAUGGGAAGGCGGGCAAUCCGCUAAGCAAAACCACGAUAUCUACACACAGGUUGUUCAAGAGUCUGUUCCUAUUGUGCUCGAAGGCCACAAGUACGAUGUUGAAGGAUUGGUCACGGAUGCAGUGGGCAAUCUCAUGGUGAGCUUGUGUCUCGAAGGUACCAUCCGAACCUGGGAUUCAUAUACGGGAGAGAAGCUGGCGGAAAUUGAUCGUCACGGGUUCUUUCACCACCGAGGCCAAUCCAACCACGAUUGUCAACAAUCACACGUCGAGACGCUUGAGACUCAAGGGCCCGCCUAUGGUUCAGAUCUACGCCCCACCCUCAACAAGAGUGUCACUUACGAUGCCUCAUCAGCGCCUCCAUCUCCACCCUUGUUCAAGAUCAACACGAACUUCUCCUCUAUUCAGAAGAAUAAAAUUACCUGCUCGAUCGACCCGGAUCAUCCCCCUUCCAAGAAACCCUUCAAUUUCGGGAGCUUCAUUUCGGACACAAACUUCGUGGGCAGUUUGAGUCCGCCCAAUUCUCAAACUCAAGGUCGGAGCUCGUCCAAUAGUUCAAAUGAAUCCCAUGAGGUACUUUCGAGCGUGUGGUGUAUGGACUGCAGUGAUCAGCUCAUUUUGGUGGGAUGCGCUCAUGGGCGCAUCGAAGCGUGGGAUGCCCGAACAGGGGCAUUCAAGUGCGCCUACGAUGAUGGCACCGGAAUUGGCGUGACCCACAUCAAGAUGAUCGGCCACAAAGUGGUCUUGGCACGUUUAGCCGGCUACAUUGAGUUCUUGGAGUUGGCGAGCACCCAAAAUCUCGAGAAAAUUCCCAGAAUGCCGAAACGGAACCUACCCGACACACCAGCCAGAAGAUACCACGUUCGCUCGCAUAGUGGGAUCUCCCUGGAUAACGGUUCAGAUCCCACAAUGGUCGAAGACAUUUAUUUGGCUUGGCUUCAAGCCAUUCGCGCUCAUCAGCAGCCCGUGUCAUGUCUCGAAUAUGGCGGGGGUCGUGUCUUGACCGGAUCCAUGGACCACACAAUCCGCAUUUUCCGUCUCGAAGACCAUUUCAACAUCUACACCCUUCACGGGCAUUGUGGGCCCAUUUCGACCGCUUUUGUAGACGGGACGGUGGCCAAUUGUGCGGGCUCCGGCUCGCAAGACGGCAUGAUUUGUGUGUGGGACCUACUAACUGGGGCCUGCAUGUACUCGAUUCUGGCCCAUGACGGUGAAGUGCUGUGCUUGACGUACUCGCCCAGCUACGUAAUAUCCAUGGGGUCCGAUUCCAAGCUCUGCGUUUGGGAGCGCUUCCAGGGGCAUCUCAUUAACACGAUACUUUUGGAUGGUGGGAGCUUUAGUCGCGAUAUCAUAAUGCUGACUCACAAUCUCAUGGUGACGAGUCGCAAAUGCGAUCUCGUGGUUUGGGAUGCCCGUUUACCGGAUCCGGUGAAAAUCGUACGCUUGGGCGAGAAGUUCGGGAUACAUUCGGUGAAAAUGAUGAAGCACCUAGGAGAUACCAUUGCCUGUAAUUUUGGCAACCAACUUCGUUUGAUUCACUUUCCUUUGUUGUCCGACAAGAAGGAUUAAUUAAGCGUUGCCACGUCAAACCGAUCCUACCCCCUACUCCCCUCGUACUAGAUUACUCGACAUCGAAGAUGAUGUGGACCCUAGUUACUCAAACAGACAGAUCUCAGUGGAAAUGGUCCCCGGUCAGUGGGUCUAUGAUCCAGUCCUUCAUGAAUCGCUCAAAAGCCAGGCACACUUCUAUGUAUGUAGUUACCAGAAAAAUCAUUGCCUCGUUUGCUCUAAUUCCCCGUUAUUGAUAUGUGCAAAUGUUCUAUUUUUAAAGCUCAGAACCCGGUUUAACCCAUAAUAACAAUAACAAAAAUAAAUGAAAGAUCGUUUUUCGGA